GUCGUCAAACCUUCAAGUCGACAAAGUUUGCUGGUGCGUAAAUCCUUUGGAAAUUUGAAAAAUGGAGUACAUACGAAACCAACGAGUCGUUCUGCAGUGGGAAGAGGACGUCGUAGUCUUCUACAUCACUUUGCUGCUCUGGCUAUGGCUAAUGGCGGCGUUACGCUACUAUUCAUCACGCUAAGUGCUGAGCUACUAUUUCCGUUGUUAUCU
Acanthoscelides obtectus is the source of this 213-nucleotide messenger RNA. NCBI's taxonomy places the organism in Eukaryota, Metazoa, Arthropoda, Insecta, Coleoptera, Chrysomelidae. The record is from the annotation of a GenBank genome assembly.